GGGAGGUGCGGACCGGAGUGAGAGCGGCCGGACUGCUGACCGCCGGUGGCUGUGGCGCUUGGAGACCCCGGAGCUGAGGCCGAGGCCAUGGCCGCGCUGGGGGCCGCGGCGCGCGCGCUCGCUCUGCAGGGCCGCCCCGGGGGGCUCCGGGCCUGCCUUCCCGGGCCCAGCUGGCCGCACAUUCUGGCCAGAGAGAGCCACUUCUGGGCCACGGCGCUGCUCUCUCUGCGAGCUGCCCUCCCGAUGAGAGGAGAGCCUCUCAGAAAGAAGAAGAAGGUGGACCCUAAGAAAGAGCAGGCCGCAAAGGACCGGCUGAAGAAGAGAAUUAAGAAGCUGGAGAAGGUCAGCCAGGAGCUGAUCCCCAUCGAAGACUUCAUCACUCCUGUGAAGUACCUGCAGGAAGAGAGGCAGCGCCCCGAGCUGGAGCUGCCCUUUGAGGUCAGUGAAAGGAGGACUCUUCUCAUGAAGAGGUGGACCCUCUACAAACAGCAGGAGGCCGAGGCCGAGCAAAGGAAGAUCAAGUCCAUGCUGGAGGCCCAGCAAGAAGCCCUUCGGGAGCUGCGCCAGGAGUCGGAGCUGCUGUAUGAGGCGGCAAUCCAGCGAGACGACAGCCUGUUUCCUUUCGAAAAGGAGGGCCCGACCUAUACCCCAGCCAGUCCUGGCUACCAGGCCCCCGAGGGCAAGUACAACGACGUCACCAAAGUCUAUGUACAGGUGGUGCAAAAGAGGUAGGGCAGAGCCGGGCACCCACCCGUGGGGGCUCGAGGACAACCACAGUGGCCAAAGCCCGCCUUGUACUGUGCGCUUCUGCGGACGAGCCUGGGCCCCACGCACUCAGGAGCUCAGCCCUGCUGUCCUGCCGCCUGUCACGUCCCCUGGGUGGGCUCCUGACCUGCCCGCUCUGGUCUUCAGCCAGGCACAGCACUGGGGAGCCAGAGAAAGGGGGAGUCCGCCCACACAUGAAGGUCUUUCGUUCAUUCUGAGGGGUGGGAGGGAGCCUCACAGGGGAGGCACCAGGCCCUUGUGCAGGGGGAGGUCGGAUGCCGAUUACUCGUAAUAAAAGACCACGAUUCUUAAAUGUUA
Molecule: messenger RNA, 1083 nt
Organism: Gracilinanus agilis (Agile Gracile Mouse Opossum)
Lineage: Eukaryota; Metazoa; Chordata; Mammalia; Didelphimorphia; Didelphidae
Gene: MRPL40
Product: mitochondrial ribosomal protein L40
Exons: 4
Coding region: 88-732 (214 amino acids)
Cellular component (GO): mitochondrial ribosome; mitochondrial large ribosomal subunit
Source: RefSeq, a predicted model, not a curated record